Molecule: messenger RNA, 3406 nt
Organism: Girardinichthys multiradiatus
Lineage: Eukaryota; Metazoa; Chordata; Actinopteri; Cyprinodontiformes; Goodeidae
Gene: cntn3a.2
Product: contactin 3a, tandem duplicate 2
Exons: 22
Coding region: 74-3154 (1026 amino acids)
Biological process (GO): cell-cell adhesion; brain development
Molecular function (GO): cell-cell adhesion mediator activity
Source: RefSeq, a predicted model, not a curated record
UUUCUCUUUGAGAACACGAGUGCCAUUUUAAAGCUUAUUGGAUGAAAGUCUCAUUUACCCUUGGCUGCCAAAGAUGACGCUGCCAUGGAAACUGCUUCUAUUGCUAUCAAUCAUCGACCGUCUGACAGAUUGUCUGGACAGUGCAUCAUAUCACGGUCCACGGUGGAGGAUGGAGCCAGCCGACCUGUUCAUCCCCAUCGACUCCAUAGAAGAAGAAGCCACCCUGACUUGUGAUGCUAAAGGCACCCCUCCUCCUCAGUACAGAUGGUCACUAAAUGGGACUUUCAUAAAUCUGGGCCUGGAUCGUCGGCGGCGCCUGUCUGGGGGCAACCUCAUUAUAGGCAAUCUGGACCGCUACCAGGACGUAGGGAUGUAUCAGUGUAUGGCUUACAACACUGUAGGAGCCAUACUCAGCAGGAGAGCGCGUCUACAGUUUGCCUACUUAGAUCAUUUCAAAGUUCACACCAGAAGCGCUGUGUCAGUCCGAGAGGGACAAGGAGUGGUGUUACUGUGUGGGACACCAACUUCAUUUGGAGAUCUUACGUAUGCGUGGGUCUUCAAUGAGUAUCCAUAUUUUGUUCAGCAAGACAAUAGGCGGUUUGUCUCCCAGCAGACAGGAAACCUUUACAUAGCUAAGGUGGAGCCCUCUGAUGUGGGGAACUACACUUGUGUGGUGAUGAACAGUAUCACAAAAGGCAAAGUUCAGAGCUCACCUACGUCUCUGAUCCUCAGGACAGAUGGAGUGAUGGGUGAAUACGAGCCAAAAAUAGAAGUUAAUUUUCCAGACAAUGUACCUUCUUCGAAAGGAUCAACAGUUACUCUGGAGUGCUUCGCCCUUGGGAACCCCGUCCCAGAAAUCACCUGGAGGAGGGCUAACGGAGUCCCGUUCCCCAGCAAGGUCAAAAUGAAGUACUCAAAUGCAGUGCUGGAGAUCCCCAGCUUCCAACAGGAUGAUACGGGAGGGUAUGAGUGCGUGGCCGAGAACAAGAUGGGCAGGAACACGGCUGCUGGUCGACUGGCUUUUUAUGCCAAGCCUCAGUGGAUCCAGACCAUGAAAGACACUGCCAUGGCCAUAGAGGAGAGGUUACACUGGGAGUGCCGCGCCAACGGCAAGCCCAAACCCUCCUACGCUUGGCUGAAGAAUGGCCAGCAGCUCCAAUCAGAGGACAGGAUCCAUGUGGAGGAUGGGGUCCUGAAGGUGUUGCCGCUCACGCUAUCUGAUGCUGGCAUGUACCAGUGUGUGGCUGAGAACAAACAUGGCGUCAUAUAUUUUGCGGCUGAACUAAUGGUUUUAGCUUCUCCUCCAGACUUCACAGGGAAUGUCCUCAGAGCUUUGCUCAAAGCCAAAGCAGGAACAACGGUGACUUUGGACUGCAAGCCCCAGGCCUAUCCCACAGCAAGCAUUUUAUGGAAGAAAGCCAAUCUCCCUAUUCACACCGACGACAGGAUCACACUUUCUCCAGAUGGAAUUCUGAGGCUUGCAAAUGUGAGCAAGUCGGACGCAGGCAGCUACACGUGCUUCGCCAGGAACAGAUUUGGCAUGUCUAGCACAACUGGAAGGCUCCUGGUUACAGAUCCAACCAGAAUCAUUCAGGGACCAGUGGACAUGGAGAUCAUUGUAGGGGAGAGCAUUGUGUUACCCUGCCAGGUAGCCAGUGAUCCUGUCCUGGAUGUUUCCUUCUCCUGGGCAUUUAAUGGACAGCUGAUAACCAAGGGAGAUGGCCACUUUGAACUCGUAGGCGGUAGAACCGCCGGAGAUCUGAUGAUCAGGAACAUUCAGCUUUUCCAUGCUGGCAAAUAUAUCUGCGUAGUGGACACGGAUGUGGAGAGUCUGUCAGCCGUAGCUGUAUUGAUUGUAAAAGGUCCACCCAGCCCCCCGGACUCAGUGACGGUGGAGGAGGUGACAGACAGCACGGCCCAGCUGGCGUGGAGCCCCGGCAGAGACAACGGCAGCCCCAUAACCAACUACAUCAUUCAGACAAAAACUCCAUUCACUGUGGGCUGGCAGAGGGUCAAUACAGUUCCAGAGGUAAUUGAUGGUAACACCCUCACAGCUACUGUGGUUGACCUGAAUGCCUGGGUCGAGUACGAGUUCCGGGUAUUGGCCAAAAACGGUGUUGGAGUCGGGGAACCCAGUCCCGUGUUGGUGAAGACCAGAACAGAGGACGCAGUUCCUGAUGCAGCCCCUAGUGAUGUGGGUGGAGGGGGUGGAAGCAGAUAUGAACUGGUGAUCACAUGGGAGCCUGUCCCUGAAGAACUGCAGAAUGGCGAGAGCUUUGGCUACAUCAUUGCUUUCCGUGCCUUCGGAGAAGUCAGCUGGACUCACGUGGCCACCUCGGCCCCCGGCGCAUCUCGCUAUGUGUACCGUAACGACAGCCUUGCGCCCUUUUCUCCAUUUCACGUGAAGGUGGGCACUUACAACAGUAAAGGACAGGGCCCCUUCAGCCCCGUGGUCACCAUCUACUCUGCAGAGACAGAGCCAAGCGGUAUGCCAGCAGGGGUUUGGGCUCGUAGUGCCACAGCCUCUGAGAUUGAAGUGAAUUGGCAGGCUCUCACCAUCACCCCUGAAAGGGUUCUGGGCUAUGAGGUGGUUUACUGGGAGGAUGACACCAAACCAGAGACGAUGGGGAAGGUUAGAGUGCCUUGGAACCAGACAUCUGUUACAGUAAACAACUUGGCAGGAAACACACAGUAUUUUUUAACAGUUAGCGCCUUCAACACAGCAGGCACUGGCCCAUUCCUACCUGCAAUCAAUGUGACCACAAAAAAGCCACCGCCUGCUCAACCACCGCUGAAUAUAGAGUGGACCCUAAUUGGUUCUCAGCUGUCCCUUUACUGGGAGCCUGUGGUAGCAAUGGAAUCAGAGUCAGAAGUUACAGGAUAUCAGCUUUCAUUCUGGAGACAGAGACACAAAGAGGUAAACACCUUCACAACGGCUAAUUCGACAGCAGACCUGACCCUCCCUGAGAACAACGACGACUACAUCAUUCACAUUCAGACGCUGAGUGAGGGAGGACUGGGUCCAGCCUCAGAUCCCAUACGGAUCCACAGACUGAGUAUGAGCGCCCGUGGCUCCAAAGCCCUGAGUGUCGACACGUCCCCGCUCUCCUUGUUCUUCACCAUUGCAAUAUCUACAUUCAGGUCAAUGUUGUGACAAGACCUCUCUCUGCUUUGUUUUCCAACAUUUUUCUAUUGUUUGAAAAAGUAACCAUGCUUUUUUUCUUGACUCUUGUUUGAAGAUGACAGUUUUAUUGUGUUCUAUAGAAAGUAUGAGGCAGUGCAAUAUUUGAGCGUGCUGUCAGACAAAAUUAAAUAACAUUAUUUGCUUGCCUUUAAUAUUUUUUGUACGUGGGUCUGACAUUUUUACCAGUUGGGAACAAUACUCCAUUUCAGCUCUAUACUUUGA